UCUUGCCUGCUUGCCAAACAACAACGAAAUCCCUCUGAAAUUGCUUAUCAGCUUACCCUGCCCCUCCCCCUACUUACUUCCCAUUAACUCCAUUUUCAAUUUUAUAUAGCUUUCCAAAUUCCAACACUCUAUCUCACAUCAUUCUCUUAUUAUUCAAUUCAAUUUUUAUUUUUUUUUAAAAAGAAAAAGAGAGAAAGGAAAAGCUCCAAAAAAAAGUAGAGAAAUAUCAGUCACAGAAAAGACUCAUAGUACAGAAACUAGUUACUCGUGUCGUCGUGGUAUUUUUCUCAAAUCCCUCCGCAAUUUCUCUGUCUCCUUCUCUCUUUCCAUGUGAAGAAAUCACCGAAACAGAAAUCUGAAAAAUACAGAGACUCGAUAAUGAAGGCAAAUAGUGCUAAGCUUAUAGUUUUUCACCCUUCUCUUCACAAACAAGGAUCCGGAACAGUAAUUACUGCUUCUCCUCGCAUUUGGUUUCUCGUUUUCCUUUCCUUUUUCACUUUCGCUUUUGCACUUUCUUUCUUCACCGCUAAGGAAACAUUACCCAGUUCCAAAACCAGCUCCGUCACAUCCGCCGUUAACUCUCCGUUACCGGCAACCGUAUUCGACGCGCUCAUUCACUAUGCUUCAGUAAACUCUUCCACAGUCUCUUCUCGCAUGUCGGCGGUGGAGCUGAACACAAUCGCUGCCGUCCUACGCGGCUGCAAAAAACCUUGUAAUUUCCUUGUUUUUGGGCUCACACACGAAACUCUUCUCUGGCAUUCCCUCAACCACAACGGGCGCACAGUUUUUGUCGAUGAAAGUGCUUAUUUGGUCUCUAAAUUAGAAGAAAAACACCCAGGGAUCGAAGCUUACGAUGUUCAGUUCACGACAAAAGUAAGUGAAUUGCACGAUUUGUUGGAUUAUACAAAAGAGCAGCUCAAAGGUGAGUGUAGGCCCGUACAGAAUCUUUUAUUUUCUGAUUGCAAAUUGGGCAUAAAUGAUUUGCCAAAUCACAUAUACGAUGUGGCGUGGGACGUGAUUUUAAUAGAUGGGCCACGUGGGUUUUCCUCGUCGGCGCCGGGAAGGAUGACGGCGAUAUUCACCGCCGGUGUAUUUGCUCGGAGCAAAAAAGGUAGUGCAACAAAAACGCACGUGUUUGUUCACGAAAUUGAUAGAGAAGUUGAGAGAAUUUGCAGUGAAGAGUUUUUAUGCGGUGAGAAUUUGGUAGAAACGAAGGAAUUGUUGGGCCAUUUUGUUGUGGACAAAAUGGAGGCUAAUAGGUUUGAAUUUUGUUCAAAUUUUGAUCCUUCUUCAUCUCCUUCAAAAUCAUCAUAAUCUUCUUCUUCAGGUGUUUGAGAAAAAAAAAUCUCAAAGAAGAUAUUAUUAUUUUCUUUUUUUAGUAUAUCACGUUUAUAGAUAUGAGUAAUGUGAUGUAAUAUUUCAUAGGUUCCAAGUGUGAAAUAUUUUAGAACCUAAAGCAUUGGUGAACCCAAGUAUUGCUUUUCAAAUUUUAGCUUUCUUCUUCUUUUGAUUUGUUAUACUAUGAAUUUAACGAACUUUGUGGAA
Molecule: messenger RNA, 1545 nt
Organism: Nicotiana tabacum (common tobacco)
Lineage: Eukaryota; Viridiplantae; Streptophyta; Magnoliopsida; Solanales; Solanaceae
Product: protein IRX15-LIKE-like
Biological process (GO): xylan biosynthetic process
Source: RefSeq, a predicted model, not a curated record